Messenger RNA from Phyllostomus discolor (pale spear-nosed bat), 3816 nucleotides. It is a transcript of the gene OSBPL1A, whose product is annotated as oxysterol binding protein like 1A. The coding region runs from base 245 to 3094 and encodes 949 amino acids. Gene Ontology annotation, cellular component: cytosol; membrane; intracellular membrane-bounded organelle. The record is from RefSeq and is a predicted model, not a curated record. Gene Ontology annotation, molecular function: cholesterol binding; protein binding. NCBI's taxonomy places the organism in Eukaryota, Metazoa, Chordata, Mammalia, Chiroptera, Phyllostomidae. The transcript is spliced from 28 exons.
GCGCUGGUGGAGCUGGCUGCGGGGAGGGGCGGAGCCACCACCCCGCGGAACGAUGUUCAGCUACCUCUCCCUCCACCCGGUGCCUGGCGCUGGGAUUCGGGAGCCUGUGUCUUCCCGGGGCCUUGAGUCCUGGAGAGUGCGAGCGAGUUGACUUCUGCUUCAUCGACGUGGGGCGAGCAGACAGGAAGCCUGCGGUCGUGGUCCCCACACCGGGAGCCCUGGUAGUUCGGGUGACAGCGUAGAAAUGAACACAGAAACCGAACAACAGCUUCUUCAUCAUGCCAGAAAUGGCAAUGCUGAAGAAGUAAGACAGCUGUUAGAAACCAUGAAAAAGAAUGAAGUAAUUGCUGAUAUUAAUUGCAAAGGAAGAAGUAAGUCUAAUUUGGGCUGGGCACCUCUUCAUCUGGCAUGCUAUUUUGGACAUAGACAAGUGGUUCAGGAUCUGUUAGAGGCUGGUGCAGAAGUAAAUGUAUUGAAUGACAUGGGAGACACACCGCUUCAUCGGGCUGCUUUUACAGGACGAAAGGAGUUGGUAAUGCUUCUUUUAGAAUACAAUGCUGAUCCUACCGUUGUCAAUGGGAGUGGACAGAGAGCAAAAGAAGUCACUCAUGACAAAGAAAUUAGAAGCAUGCUGGAAGCUGUAGAAAGGACUCAACAAAGAAAACUCGAGGAAUUACUUUUAGCAGCAGCAAGAGAAGGCAAAACAGCAGAACUCAUAGCUCUGCUCAACAGACCCAGUCCUCCUGAUGUUAACUGUUCGGAUCAGUUAGGAAAUACACCCUUGCAUUGUGCAGCCUACCGGGCUCAUAAGCAGUGUGCCUUAAAGCUUCUAAAAAGUGGAGCAGACCCUAAUCUGAAGAACAAAAAUGAUCAGAAACCCCUUGACCUUGCCCAGGGGGCUGAAGUGAAGCACAUUCUUGUUGGUAAUAAGGUCCUCUACAAAGCACUGAAGCGAUUUGAAGGCCCUCUCUGGAAGAGUUCAAGAUUUUUUGGCUGGAGAUUAUUCUGGGUGGUGUUAGAACAUGGAGUCCUUUCGUGGUAUAGGAAACAGCCUGACGCAGUCCGUAAGAUUUAUCGCCAGGGGUGCAAACACCUAACUCAAGCAAUAUGCACGGUGAAAUCCACCGAUAGCUGCCUCUUCUUUAUUAAAUGCUUCGAUGACACUCUUCACGGAUUCAAGGUUCCUAAGAAUAGCCUUCAGCAGUCAAGAGAGGACUGGCUAGAAGCAAUAGAAGAGCAUUCUGCUUACAGCACCCACUACUGUUCCCAGGACCAGUUGACUGAUGAUGAAGAGGAAGAUGGAGUUUCUGCUGUGGACUUGAAGGAAUCCUUAGAGAAAGCACAAACAUGCCAACAGAGACUAGAUAGGGAAAUUUCCAGCUUUCUCAAAAUGAUUAAGGAGUGUGACAUGGCUAAAGACACGCUUCCAUCAUUUCUUCAGAAAGUUGAAGUUGUCUCUGAAGCUUCUAGAGAAACUUGUGUUGCUUUGAGCGAUUGCCUUAAUCUCUUCACUAAACAAGAAGGGGUGAGGAACUUUAAAUUGGAACAGGAACAAGAGAAAAACAAAAUUUUGUCAGAAGCGCUGGAGACUCUCGCCACGGAGCACCAUGAAUUAGAGCAGUCUCUAGUGAAGGGCUCGCCGCCACUCAGCGUCCUUAGUGAGGAGGAGUUCUAUGAUGCGCUGUCAGAUUCCGAGUCCGAACGGUCCCUGAGUAGAUUGGAAGCAGUGACGGCACACUCCUUUGAAGAGGAAGGGGAGCAUUUGAGUAGAAAACACAGAAUGUCCGAAGGAAAAGAUUGUGGAGGGGGAGAUGCUCUCUCCAAUGGCAUCAAAAAACACAGAACAAGCUUGCCCUCCCCUAUGUUUUCCAGAAAUGACUUCAGUAUCUGGAGCAUCCUCAGAAAAUGUAUUGGAAUGGAACUUUCCAAGAUUACGAUGCCCGUCAUAUUUAACGAGCCUUUGAGCUUCCUACAGCGCCUCACUGAAUACAUGGAGCAUACAUACCUCAUCCACAAGGCCAGUUCCCUUUCUGAUCCUGUGGAAAGGAUGCAGUGUGUGGCUGCCUUUGCCGUGUCCGCGGUGGCGUCUCAGUGGGAACGCACGGGGAAGCCUUUCAACCCGCUUCUGGGCGAGACGUACGAGUUAGUUCGAGAAGACCUGGGUUUCAAACUCAUCUCGGAGCAGGUCAGCCACCACCCACCCAUCAGUGCGUUUCAUGCCGAAGGCUUAAACAACGAUUUCAUCUUUCACGGCUCCAUCUAUCCCAAGCUGAAGUUCUGGGGGAAGAGCGUAGAAGCAGAACCCAAAGGAACCAUCACCUUGGAGCUGCUUGAACACAAUGAAGCAUACACAUGGACCAACCCUACUUGCUGUGUACAUAACAUCAUUGUGGGCAAACUCUGGAUUGAGCAGUACGGCAAUGUGGAAAUCACAAACCACAAGACUGGGGACAAAUGUGUGUUGAAUUUCAAGCCAUGUGGCCUUUUUGGUAAGGAAUUACACAAAGUUGAAGGCUACAUUCAAGAUAAAAGCAAAAAGAAGCUCUGUGCCCUCUAUGGGAAGUGGACCGAAUGUUUAUACAGUGUCGACCCCGCCACUUUCGAAGCUUUCAAAAAAAACGACAAGAAAACCCCGGAAGAGAAGAAGAACAGCAAACAGAUGAGCACGUCGGAGGAGUCGGAUGAAAUGCCGAUGCCGGAUUCUGAAAGUGUGUUUGUUAUCCCCGGAAGUGCGCUCCUGUGGCGGAUAGCCCCUCGGCCUCCCAACUCUGCUCAGAUGUACAAUUUCACUAGCUUUGCCAUGGUUUUGAAUGAGAUAGACAAGGAAAUGGAGAGUGUGAUUCCUAAGACAGAUUGCAGGUUGCGGCCUGACAUCCGAGCCAUGGAAAAUGGAGAGAUUGAUCAAGCUAGUGAAGAAAAAAAACGACUUGAGGAAAAACAAAGAGCAGCUCGAAAAAACAGGUCCAAGUCGGAAGAGGACUGGAAGACGAGGUGGUUCCAUCAAGGUCCCAACCCCUACAACGGAGCGCAGGACUGGCUUUACUCGGGCAGCUACUGGGACAGAAACUACUUGAAUUUGCCUGACAUUUAUUAAAAUGCAGACAAGUCAGGGUGUUUGGCUAAUCUACAAAUAAGUCGUAAACCUAUGUUUUUAAUUUUUUUCCCUUUGGUUUCUACUCAUCUUUAAAAAAAGGAAAAAAACCCACUCAUAACUUGCAUUUCACCCAACAAAAAUAGGGCAUAAGGUGAUACUGUUGGUGAAAGUCUUACAGAAAAUGGGUAAUUUUGCUAUCCAUACUUAUUUGGAAUACUAUUUUAUAUAGAGGUAAUAGAACUGCUGGAGAAUAUGCUUUUUUAUGGUUGCUGUUGCCAUAAUUACUGAAGGUUUAUACCUAAAUGUAACUUUAGCUUUAUGAAAUUAUACAGUAAUCCCAAAUCAAGUUAUUUUGAAUAUUUUAUGCUGUCAUGCUUGAAUGUUUUAGAUGUAACUUUGAAAUGUUUAGAAUUCUCCUGUACAAUGUUUAUGUGCUCGAAUGCAGAGGUUAUGUCAUUUUGUAAAGACUAUUGAUAAGAUGGCUUUUCUUCUAACCCUCAAUUUUCCCCAUCCUCGCCUCCAAACAGAAAAAAAAAAAAAUGCCUGAAUAGUCAGAAUAGGUGUUCCUGAUUUGAAAAUUCUAAAGAAUUAAACUGAAAAAGUAUUUCACUUUCUGUAGUGCUCCGAAUUUCCUUUUACAAUUCUGUAAUCCAUCAUUAGAAUUAAGAGGUGUUUAAUUGUUCAUGUUCGAAUUGAAAAUAUGUAUAAAAUCUACCAAUUCA